This is a messenger RNA of Hemibagrus wyckioides, 3409 nucleotides long. RefSeq names its product ubiquitin interaction motif containing 1 (gene uimc1). The record is from RefSeq and is a predicted model, not a curated record. The coding region runs from base 311 to 3136 and encodes 941 amino acids. Gene Ontology annotation, biological process: positive regulation of DNA repair; double-strand break repair. Gene Ontology annotation, molecular function: histone binding; K63-linked polyubiquitin modification-dependent protein binding. The transcript has 18 exons. NCBI's taxonomy places the organism in Eukaryota, Metazoa, Chordata, Actinopteri, Siluriformes, Bagridae. Gene Ontology annotation, cellular component: BRCA1-A complex.
UACAGAAGUAUUCAGGAAGUCAAUGUUUGGGCCCAGAAAGUAGUUGUGUAAAAGGUGCACUGCUUGAUAGCUAUUAGCUCUACAGUAUAUUUCCCUGAAUGAAGGAAGCAAGUUACUUUCGUUUGGUAGUUACUAUUAGUUAUACUUCAUUUCAGUCAUAUUUUAGAAAGGUCAACGAGGCGCGCGUUCAGAAGUAUUCCAGUUAGCCAGCUAAUGUUUAGCUGUGAGAUGCCUUAGCAAGCUCGGUUCUUGCUAGUUAGAAAGAAGUGAAGUGCUCGGUGUGAAAUAGUGUCUCACACGGUAUCACAUCAUGCCUCGGAGAAAACGGACCACGGGUCAGAAUGAAAGACGCAAAAAAGUUCGUCGACGAGAUAAUAACAACGAGGAGGAGGACGAGGACAACACGCUGGUCAUCUCCGACUCGGAAAGUGACGAAGAGGAAGAAGACUGUGCCAUGGCAAUGACUACAAGAACAGCACGACGCAUAGAGAGAGAAAAGAAGGCACAUGUGCAAGACAUGACCGAGGAAGAGAUGUUGGAUCUGGCUUUGAGACUCAGUAAACAAGAGGCAAACUCUGCAACCCAGAGAGAACAAGUGGACGAUGACAACAUGAGAAAAGCUAUUGCAGAAAGUCUACAGGUCAGCUGCAGUAAAUCUCCAGAAAGAAGCUCCAAGCGAACCAGGUCCGUGGCAAAGCCUCACCAAGACCGAGACACUGUGUCAGCACACGUUCGGUGUAAGCUCUCCUUUCCUAACGAGGAUGAGAAAGACGGUGUGAACGAUGACGAAGAUCCAAAAGCACAAAGUGCUUUAAAAGGUCCUGAGGAGGACGGUCCACUUCCGCCGAUGCCUGAUCUGUCUCAGAGGUCCUUGUCACAACCUUCACCUCCAAGUCCGACCCUUCCCUCUGUGCCUUCUGCAGCAUCUCAAGAAUGCCGUUCUUCACAUCUGGCCAAACAGGAAUUUAAUGCACACUGUCCAGAGGGUGCGUCUUCACAGAGCGACUCUCCGCUCAAGAAGUCGCCCAUCUUCCUCCGUCAUUGCAGCGUAAGACUGAACCAGAACCUUCUGAGCGCGAGCAGAUCCUCCAGGAACUCCCCACAUACAACCAACAGCUCUCUCAGCUUAACCAGUCCAGACAAGUCCCAAAACAGCCCACCUCCUCCCAAAAGUCCUGUUUUUCCUAAAACUGACUUGAAAAGUUGCACUAAAUCAACACGUGAUUGCACUUCCCACAGCAGCUAUACAGACAGUGUACGGAAACCUGAAGACACAUUUCAAGAAUCCUCAAGCCAUAAAUGCAGAGAUUCCCCAAGACGCCUUUCACGCAGCAGGAAAGCUCAGACGUCGUCGCAAGCUUCAGUGUCUGAAGAUGACAAACAGGAAGCUGGCAAGGUGCAACAAACAAAGGAAGAAACCUCUCGGGGAACCGGGUUAAGCACUGUGUCAGACACAGCACCGAACAUGGACGCGUCUUCUCCUGCAGACGCCUGUCGUUUGGAUGAGUAUGUCAGUCACAUGAUCCUUCUUCUGUCAGAUGAUGAUGAUGACGACAACAAUGAUGACGAUGAAGAAAACGACAAGAUUAUUCCUCCAAGCCCAGUCUUCCCUCAGGACCGUGCUUCAUGCACAGGCAAGCCGAAGCUCUCGCCAACGCAACGCUGCUUCUCCUCACCCACAGCCACACAAGAUCACACCAAAUCCUCUUCCCAGGCUCAGUCUGAACAGCCAAACGUUUCUAAAAAGUCUGCAGACUCUAGACUCGCACCAGCAGCGGAAGGGAAAGAUGUAAGUGUUGUAUCGUAUUACUGGGGCGUCCCGUUCUGCCCCAAGGGGCAAAGCCCGGAUGAUUACACCCAAGUCAUCCUCACCCAGCUGGAGGUGUAUGAGAAGAGCCUGAAAGAGGCCCAGCGACAGCUACUGCACAAAGCUGACUGGGGUCUUCCUGUGUUCCCAUGCCCGGUAGAGAGGCCACAUAGCAGGAGGCUGAAGCGCCACAGAGCCCCUCAGCUUCUGGAUGAUGAGGAGGAGGAGGAGGAGGAGGAAGAUGAGGGACGAGACGAGGACGGAAAAGAGAAAAAGAAAAAAGUGGCGCAGAAGGAAAGGGAAGCGUCUCAGUCUUGUUCGGAAGAAGCAGCGGAGGACGGUCAGCAUGAAACCUACGUCGUCGUGUCCUCUCCUGAGCCGCAGGAGGAGCGUGGGCAGAAAUCACCUUUACUGCUUAAGCAAAAGGAGCCUACAAAUACAGCAAAACCUUCUAGUUGUAGAAAGCCUAUUUCUCAGGACCUUUCUGAAGACACACAGAUACAGUCAGAGCCUGAUGAUCCCGGAGAGGAAGCUCAGAACGGAAGUUUCGAUGUGGAGAACGCUGUGUGUCCAGAAACCCAGAUGACAGAAGACAACACACCAGAGCUGAUGGUGACCAGUCCUUCACAGUUACAACCCGACAUUGACGUCAUGGAGGUGGAUGAAGUGACAGAUCCACCCCCUGAAGCUGAGGAGAGGAUGGAGCAGGAGCGUCCAGGUGAGGAGCAGUCAUGGAGGGAGUCUGUUCCUUCUCAGGUAGAGUGUCCCAUGUGCACUCGCUUCUUCCCUCUCUGUAAGAUCGAAGUGCAUGCGGCCUACUGUAACGGCACGGUGGAGGAGCAGGAGCAGGAACAACAGGACAACAUUUCAGGGAGUGCUCGACGGAAAGGUUCGAGAAAACCUGCUAUGGAAGACAACGUGAGGUUUGAGAAAUCAGAGCAGCGAGAGAAAUGCUUCUUGUGUACAAAGUUUUUCACAAGUAAGGAGUACAACCAUCACGUGGAACAGUGCCUUCAACAGAAAACACUCGGACCAAAGCAGGGAAACGGCUUGCUUUCUGCCUUGAAUCGGACAGAAACGCUGCAUCUGGAUGACAGCGGAGCUGGACCUUCUAACACUUCAAACAAAAACAAACGCAGCCUCGUAGACACAUCCGUGACGCCUGGUGACAGCUCGGAUUCUCAAGCUUCGGCAAUUUACAUCAGCUCGUCUCCCAUCAAAUCCUUCACUCCCAUAUCCGAAAUCAAGGACUGCCUCAUAAACUUCCAGCAGCAGUACUCGGACAGGACCAGCCAGAGACUCGGGAGGAAGAGGAAAUUCAAGAGAUAGCAUUAGAAGGAUAUACUCCAAAGCAUCAGUUAUUGCUUUUAUACCAAGGCUACGUUGUGUGCCCUUUUUUAUAUAUAUAUAUGUAAUUUCUAUACUGUAAUUAAUAUCAUUAAAUGAUUCAGUCAUGUUAUUUAAGGUGCCUUGUUAUUUUGAAUUUUGUAGAUAUAUUAUGGAAUGUUGUAUAAGGGCAAAAAAGAGAGAGAAAGCAUCGAUGAAACAUUUUUGUAACUGAUAAUAUCAAAUCGUUAUAAAAUAAAAUUGUUUCUUGUUUAA